AUGAAUAACCCCGACCACUACUCCCACAACUUCCCAUCUUCCCCGAGUUACAUUUCGGACGACUCGGAGGACCCUUAUGAAGAGUCUGAAACGGACGAGCUGCACCCUUCCUCAGACUCGGAGCUCGUCUCACACCCUUCCGACAACGAGGACGUCCAAUCCUCCCGACUCCACGACAGCGACGAUGACACCGAUGAGGAUGGCGACGACGAUGAAGGCAACGGGCUCCUCGGCGAACGAGACGGCUUCCAAUUCGUCGGCCACUCGGAUCUGGAUGCUCUGACUCGCCCUCACAGCGCUCUGUCGCUUCACUCGGACCAUGACCCUCUCACAAAUGACAUGAACUUUGUCUACCCGUCGAUGACUCUGUCGCAGGAGUGCGAUAGGGACGGGGACAGGGGCAGACAGGCGACUUUGCCAGUCGUGGACAGCAGCAGCAGUGUUCAGGAAACACUGGCCGCGGCCUCGUCGACUGCAACGCUUACUCCUGUGAGUGCUGUGAGUGUAAUUGGGACUGCGAACGCAAAUGAAAUGGAGCAACUUGAUUCGCACGACCCCUCAGCACAUGACAUUCCAGCGACUUUAGACUCGAGCCUGGAGACCAUCUCCGGUCAACAGUACCACCACCACCACCACCAACAGCUCUCAUCUUCUGAGCCCAGCGACAACAACAGCAACAACCAUAAGCUCCAAGAGCAGCGCAUUAUCGGCGAUGAAGGCCAGGGGGACGAUGGCACCAAGAUCCACACCCACAACAACAGCUCAUACGGCAGCACUAUCAGCACCGUAAACAGUGACACCAGCGAGAGCGAGAAUGAGCUCGAUACCUACACCCCUCCCCCACCCCGCACGUUAAGAACCGUCCACACUACAUCAAGCACAGUGUUGGCCAUCCUUAGCUCACCCCCAGGCAUUCAUACUGUCGACCACGACCACAAGCUGAUUGCCCCUGUCACAAACCAAGGUUCUUCUAACGGCGAUAACGAACCAUCGGGCUACAUCAAAGCCGCUCCCCAGGACCAUUCACCCAUCAAGAGUCAAGUUAACCAUCUCCCACAGCCAUCAAAGGAAGCACCAUCCCCAGAGCGCAACUUCAUCAGGACCUUGGUGACUUUUACCCGACUAGCCGGUCUUGUCUCACUCGUCCUUGUGGGAGGAUUCCUGGCCGUGGAGUGCUACUACCGUUCGCUACAGCCAGCCCAUGUUGCUCUCUCUGCGACCGGAGUUACAUAUGCGGACAAUCACCGCUUGGCGGUGGUGAACCUCGAUGUUUACUCUUCAAGGCUUCGGCAGGAAACGCAUGUCCGCCGAUCGCCUGGAUUCCACGUCCGUGUUCUAAAAGACAACAGCCUCUGGAGCCUUCAGGAUGCACCCGCUCAGCCUCUGUACCUCUUUGCGGACCCCUUUGUUGUCUGCCCAGACGGAGGUUCAUGUCAGAUCUACGUUGCAUCGCUCCAGAAGCGCCACAAGAAGAACUCUUCGCCUUGGCUUUGUCAUGACACUGGGUACUAUGUCCACAUUUGGUUUGCGAACGGUACCCGAGUCCCAUUGUCACCACCCGAGAUCUUUACAACACGAGGCAAGAGCGACCGGAAACCUCUUGCUUGUCUGUCCCCGGCGACUUUCAUUGGCACUCAUAGUGACAAAGUCUCUUCCAUGCAAGAGGAGGACGAUGAGGACAACUACCUUGCCUACUGGAAGGAGCGGUGGCAGCAGAUGUCAGGUACUGUCUCAAGUCGAUUCUCCAACAAGUCUCAGAUCGCUGUUUACUGGGAUCCCUUCCAGCCAGUCGUCGCACGGGCCAAGGCCGUGGCACACGCGGUUGCAGUUUAUUACAGGCAGUCGGCGGACAGGAUGGUCAGCAUGUUGAUUGAGCUGAAAGGUCGCCUGCCCAGCGUCAACAUCAAGACCAACAGCCGUUCCGAUUCGUCUCUCAGCCGGGCUCGAUCUAAUGCCAAGGUGUUUCAAGCGAGGAUGGCCUCCAAGGUGCAUGAUCUGGGCGAACGAAUUCCACUGCUCCGGUGCAAAGAGGAGAAGGCUCGGAGACAGGCCAAGAUUUCGAUGGAGGAGCAGGUACGGGCAUUCAAGAAGACCGUUGAGGAACAAUUUGACAGUGUCACGGCCGACAAGAUCUUGCGCGUGGCUGACGACGUUCUUUCCGUGGCGGAGGCCAGUCUCGAAGCUAUUCUCGACACGGAGACCGUCAAGGAUCUGGCAAAGACGAUGCGUGCGGACGAAAUUAAGCGGGCGACAGAGAGAGCGGUUUUGAAGGCGGAAGAACAAUUGGACGCGCUUCUUCACUCGGAGUUGGCACGCCAAGUUAAUCGCGAUCUGCAACGUCUGGUGGAUGAUUUCAAAGCGACACCCACGGGAGGCAAGAUUGUUCAAGAGGCGCAGGACAUGCAGUCGGAUGCGAAGCGGUACUUUCGCAGUCUGCAGCGAAAGUUUCGAUUGAUUCGUCUGGAACGAUAA
This is a messenger RNA of Linnemannia hyalina, 2472 nucleotides long. Lineage: Eukaryota; Fungi; Mortierellomycota; Mortierellomycetes; Mortierellales; Mortierellaceae. The record is from the annotation of a GenBank genome assembly.